This is a messenger RNA of Pogona vitticeps (central bearded dragon), 1018 nucleotides long. The record is from RefSeq and is a predicted model, not a curated record. Lineage: Eukaryota; Metazoa; Chordata; Lepidosauria; Squamata; Agamidae.
GCCAUGGUUACGCAGCCUAGGCCGCAAGCCUCAAAGGGAAGAACGAGGAGGUCAUGGCGCUUGUGUUUCCGGUUCCGGUUCGGUGUCUGUGCGUCUUUGAGAGGAGCGAGGAGUACUUCUGGAGGACACCCCCCCCGGUGUGCAAGUGGGAGUUUCUGCGUGGACCAGAAGCUAGCAACCACCACUUCCUUUAUGUAGAAACUGCUGUAUUUAAGAUGUCCCGCCACCUGAGAUUUAUUGCUCGGACAGUCAUGGUCCCCAACGGCAACGUGGAUGCUGCCUACCGAGUUCUGCACAGGAUCCUAACCACGGAUGGGAUUAUAGAUGAAGCCAAGCGCCGCCGAUAUUAUGAGAAGCCAUGCCGGAAGAGAUAUCGAGAAGCUUAUGAGACUUGCCGCAGGAUUUACAAUGACGAAAUGAACCGGAAGAUCAAUUUUCUCAUACGGAAGAAACGUCCAGACCCUUGGCUUGGUUGCUAAACUUGAAAGCCUGCGAGCAGAGCAGAAACUGGAUGGGUUUCUCAACGUGGCUGACUGAAUAACUGGGGGACAUAAGGGGGGAGUUUUUCCAUUUCUCUGGAAUCUGCCAUUAGUUCUCCUUUUAUUGAGAUUUAAGUAUUUGUAAAGUCAAGUACACAUUCUCGGGCCUUGGUUAACUGCAAGCUUAACUUCAGCAAAAAUCUCUUUGACAAAGCUCAUUUUUUGUUUUUUUGUUUUUUUUUAAUGCUUCCUAAACAGGAGGACAGACAGCCUGUGGUGAGAGAAUUAAUAGAUGAGAUAAGAGGAUGCUUUCAUCUAGAUUUUGACAGUCAAGUAUUGUUUUUAAGGGGGAGCAUUUCCCACCCGUCCCCCAAAAUGAAGUACUCAUCUAUCAUUACAAAAGUACCUAUAGUCUGAAGUUGUUCAAUCCAGGAAGGACCUUACUGUAUACUUCUGCUCAUUAAUUUUAUGUCCUGCUCUCACAAGUUGUGUUGUAAUGUAUUUGUAGGCCAAUAAAAAGCUUUUACAACUUAAAACCA